AUGUGGAGGUUUUGGAGGAGGUGGUGGUUGUGGUGGUGGUGGUGGGGGGUGGGGGUGGUGGUGGUGGAGGUGGAGGUAGAGGAGGUGGUUGGUUGUGGAGAUGGUGGUGGAUGUGGAGGUUUUGGAGGAGGUGGUGGUAGUGGUGGCGGUGGUGGAGGUGGUGGUGGAGGUGGUGGAGGCAGUGAAUGUGGUGGUGCAAGUGGUGGAUGUGGAGGUGGUGUCAUUGUUUAA
Prunus armeniaca (apricot) is the source of this 231-nucleotide messenger RNA. The record is from the annotation of a GenBank genome assembly. Lineage: Eukaryota; Viridiplantae; Streptophyta; Magnoliopsida; Rosales; Rosaceae.